GUUCUGGGGCUGGUCCGGCUGAGCCGGAGUCUUUGCGGCGAGAAGUGCAUGCCCUCGUGAAUUGAACCAGCCUGGGAGUGGUUACACUUGCAAGUGGGAUGAGAGCCUAUCCGACGCGGGAGGAGGGGCUGAUCUGGUCAGAAUGAUAAAGAUACAGACCCAGUGACCUCAUGUAACUCGUUCAACCUCACGUGGUCUAGGGCACUGACCGGAGGUGGGAGAGAGGCGGUCCUGGGCUGGAAUCCCAGCUCCAAUAGGACCAUGGGUGGGCCUUGGCAUCCUGUCAAACUGUCAUCACACCCCGACGUUAACAAUAACAGCGUGGAAACAGUGCCGGGCAGUCUGCCGGACUCAGGGUGCCAGAGGAAGCGACCAUGCAGGAGUUCACCACGCGCUACCCCAAGAACUGCCUGCUGACCGUCAUGGACCGGUACUCGGCCGUGGUGCAGAACAUGGAGCAGGUGGUGAUGUUCCCCAGCCUUCUGCGGGACAUGCAGCCCAGUGCACACGGGUGUGAGGCCCAGGCUGGAGCCCCCAGUCUCUACAACUACUUCACCAUGCUCAAGGCCAUCCGCGUGGAUGUGGAACAUGGGCUGCUGCCCCAGAAGGAGGGACAGGUCAAGAUGGCAGGUGGUGGAGCCAAUGCGGCUGAGAAUGAAGCUGCAGAGACGGAAGAGGGCGAGGAGGUCUUGGGGCAGCUGGACCUACAAGCCCAGUUCCACCUGCACUUCUCCAGCCUUCAUCACAUCCUCACUCACCUUACCAUGAAAGCCCAGGAGGUGACGAGGACCUACCAGGAGAUAACGGGACAGGCCAUCUAAGCCUCGGACUCUAGGGAAGAUCCCUGUAUCUGAGAGAAGGCAGACUCUGUGAUGAGGACUUGGAGCAGUCACUAGCCCUGACGAUGAGACCAGAAAGGCUAGACCUGCACUGGAAGUGAGGCGACGUGGUUCUCUGGGAUGCUUCACUACCUUCCUUUGGACACCAAUUCAUGGACUUGUCACUGCGUCACCUUUAGGAUGCUUGCUGCUAUUUACAACUCUCCCUCUCUCCUCUUACCAGCCUGGGAUAGUGGUCCGUGGAUCACGUGGGGCUAGAUGAUACCUAGCCAGUGUGGCAUGGUAGGAACACAGGUUUUAGCAUUUGACCAAUUCUUAGCAAUCGUUCACUUUGUGAUCUCUGGCGAGUUAUUUAAUCCAUUGGAACCUAAAUUUCACCAUCUAUAAAAUGGGGAUAGUAUUGCCUACCUCACAAGGUUGUUCUAGAAAUUAAACAAAAUAGAAUCAAAAGCACCUGGCAUAUAAGUGCUGUUAUUUAUACAUUCAUUCCCCCACCGCCACCUAUAUUUCUGUAUUUGCUCUAGCCUUUGUUUUUUACACUCCAGAACUAAGAGGUAGCAGAGUCCCUGGAUUGAGUGGUUCACUCUUGUUCCCGCCAAGCACAGGUGAACUAUAAGCCUAUUUAGUUCAGCAACAAUCCUAUAUAAUAAAAGGCUAAUAUGCAAAUUGUCCCCUCGACCAGGAGUUCAACCAGGGGGUGGGGCUGGCCCGCCAAUCGCCGCAGGCCCCUCCUGGCUGACUCGGCCCGAUUAGUCCUGGUCGAUUAGUCCUGGUUGGGGUGAGCUGGCCGGACCCCACCCAUGCAUGAAUUCGUGCACCGGGCCUCUAGUCUAUAUAUAUAAAAGCCUAAGUGACCGUAUGAUUGGUCACUAUGAUAAACACUGACCACCAGGGUCACUAUCCCUGACGAUGAAACCAGAUGCUCCAUGUGGGAGCUGUCCCCUGGUGGUCAGUGUGCUCCCACAGCGGGAGCAUUGGUCAGCCAGAAGCCGGGCUCACAGCUGGCAAGUGCAGCAGGAGCCUCUCCCGCCUCUGCAACAGAGCUACCGAGCAGUGGCAGCAGGUGCAGCGGGGCUGGGAUGAAUGGGAACACCGUGGCACCGGGCUCCAGCUCCGGGUCCUCCCCAGCCGCCUGCAGCUUCGCCCACUGCUAGAUCCUUCAGAUGUCAGACCUAAACCGGCAGUCCAACAUCCCCCGAGGGGUCCCGGAUUGCGAGAGGGGGCAGGCCAAGCUGAAGGACCCCACUGGUGCUCGAUUUUCGUGCACCGGGACUCUAGUUAAAAAAUAAUACCUUGUAUUUGUACAUUAACUCUAAAGUACUUCCUCAGUCAUGAUUUUAUAUUCAACAAGUGGCACUUGAAAAGAGAUGGAACUCAUCUGAUUUUGCCCAGAAACCACGCUUAUAAUCACACUGCCACCUACUUUGAAGUCACAUGGAAAGAGAGAAACAAUUUUAUUAAUCGCCCAAAAUUAAUCUGAUUAUAAAAUCUGAGUCUGGAAACAAAAACUUUCUGGACAAGCACUUGAAUUUGAGCAAUAAAGAGUAAGCUCAGCCCUAGCUGGUCUUGCUCAGUGGAUAGAGCAUCAGCCUGCAGACUAAUGGGUCCCGGGUUUGAUUCUGGUCAAGGGCACAUGCCCAGGUUGCAGGUUUGAUCCCAGGAGGCAGCCAAUCAAUGAUUCUCUCAUAUCAUUGAUGUUUCUCUCUCCCUCUCUGAAAUCAAAUCAAUCUAUAAAAGUUAUCUAUACUAAUA
This is a messenger RNA of Myotis daubentonii (Daubenton's bat), 2591 nucleotides long. RefSeq names its product thyroid hormone responsive (gene THRSP). Gene Ontology annotation, biological process: regulation of lipid biosynthetic process. The record is from RefSeq and is a predicted model, not a curated record. Gene Ontology annotation, cellular component: cytosol. NCBI's taxonomy places the organism in Eukaryota, Metazoa, Chordata, Mammalia, Chiroptera, Vespertilionidae.